This is a messenger RNA of Condylura cristata (star-nosed mole), 3458 nucleotides long. RefSeq names its product F-box protein 46 (gene FBXO46). Gene Ontology annotation, molecular function: protein binding. NCBI's taxonomy places the organism in Eukaryota, Metazoa, Chordata, Mammalia, Eulipotyphla, Talpidae. The transcript has 2 exons. The record is from RefSeq and is a predicted model, not a curated record. Bases 1638 to 3458 code for a protein of 606 amino acids.
CGUUGGGAGUAUUUUGACUAUUUUGACGAUCCUUUGUCUUUGAGAAAUAGAUGGUUUGGGAUUUGUAGGUGUUCCGGGAGCCUCUGUGUUUUAGUUUUUUUAUGGCUGGGAACUUCUGCGGAAUUAUGGGAUAUAUGUGAUUAUAGGAUUUCAGGAAACUGUUUUUGGGGACAUCUGUGAAUUUGGGACAUUGCUGUGUCAGUUUUCGAAGGCAUGGAAUUUGUGAGGGGUUGGUUGAGCUUGGAGCCUUCUGGCCUGGAGGGGAUAUGUUCAGGUUUGGGAAGUUAAAAGUAGGGUUUGGAAGAGUCACAUAUUUGGGAGGUGGCAUUGAGAUUCUGGAGAUAAGGAUAGGAAUUGCUUGGGGGAUUUCAGAAUGUGUUCCAGGAUAACACAUUUGGUCUUUGCUGUGUUAGUUCCUGUUGCGGGGUGUCUAGAGGCACCAACCAUUUGAAUGUAUGGUUGGUAAACGGCCAUUGAUAGGGGCUGUAUGGCAUGGUUUUUUUGUUUGGUCUCAAGCAAGGAAUUGGGUGUCUAUAAGGAUUUGAAGGGAAGGUGGAACUAGGAUUUAUGGGGGUAAGAUUUUUAGGGUUAGGGCUAUUGCUGGUGUUUAGAGGCUGUCUGGAUUUUGAGUAGUGUUCAUGUCUACAGGACUGUAAAGUAAAUAGGGUUAUGUGGAUUUGUCUGAACUACAGGGAUAGGCAAACAUUUUGCACAGAUAGUAUUUUGGGCUCUGCAGGCCAUCUGUUCUCUGUUGUAGCUGUCAAUUCUGUCACUGUGGCAUGAAAGCAGCCAUAAACAGAGGAGCACAUUUCAAUAAAACUUUAUUUGCAAAGACAGAUAGUGGGCCAGAUUUGACUCUCUUGUCUUAUGUCUUAGUGUGCUGGCUGCUGACCAGCCCUCCCUCCCAUCCUAGGCUGUAGGCAUGUGGAAACCCAAGACUGGGAGGCUAUUUUGGUUUGGAGAUGUCUGGAGGGGAAUGGGCCAGGGAGACUGAACCUGGGAUGGACUGCCUCCGUGGAAAACAGUUGGGUCUGGCCGUGUAGCAAAAUGGCCUCCAACACAUCAUGCACACAGAGUUGUCGGAAAAGAAAAUGAUGAUUACUAAGUGAACCCUGAAUGGAAAAAUCCAGAAAUCGGGUUUGAGGAUCUGGUUUUGUCCUGUGUAUGCCUUCCCUACUCGGAUCCUCAGUUUCCCUGUAAGCAAAGUGAAGGAGGGAGCUGGGCUGCAGCAGGUCUUAGCCUGGGGUCGGGGGAUGCACUUUGGGGCAUUCCCUCACAGGCAGGACAUAGAGCUCCUAGAGAUUGUCAGAGAGCCCAAACAAAAGUGAAGCGCGGGUUUCUCCAGUGCCUGUCUGCCUCUGACCUCAGAUUUUCUUCCCCCGCCCAGCCCACCUCGUUCCUCCCUCCGUGGGCCCGAGCAGCUGGAGCUAUGGGCAGGGCUGGGAAUUCUUGUCUUUUCAGGAACUGGCUACUGAGUGAGCAAAUAGAAAAAGGAGGAGCUGUCUGGCAGUUGGUACUUGCACUUAAGAUUAAAGGUUACGGCCGCAGGAGGCCUGUGGAUGGUAGCCUGCGCAGCGCCCCCCCAGCCAGGCCCUGAGCCUCGGUGAAUCCCUGUUUGUCUGCCACCGUCCCCCAGAAUGGACCGCGGUAGCCUCCUGCCCUUCCAGCUGUGGUGCCCCCGGCCCUUUGGCACCUACUCACAGAACCAGCCACGCCCACCCGCGGCAGCCCUCAAGCCUUCAGCCUGCCCCGAGCCCGGCAGCAGUGCAGAGCCAGACCAGGGGCCUGCCCUCUCAGAGAAUACCCCGCCCACCUUGGCCUCCGAGGCCCCUGCCUCUCAGCCCGCUCCGCUUCUGUCCGCCGCUGGCGCCGGCGACGAGGGCCGUGUCCUGCUGGACACGUGGUAUGUUAUUAAGCCCGGGAAUACGAAGGAGAAGGUAGCCUUCUUUGUGGCCCACCAGUGUGGCGGCGGCAGCCGGGCCAGCUCCAUGAAGGUCAAGGGACACUGGGGCAGUGACAGCUCCAAGGCCAAGCGGAGGCGGCGCUGCCUGGAGUCGACCAAGGCCCCGCCGGACCCAGGGGGCCAGGGGGGGCCCCCUGCCGCCGAGGGGGCCCCAGCCUCAGCCGGUGAGGACGUGGACCUGCUCUCCGUGGCGGAGAUGGUGGCACUGGUAGAACAGCGGGCCGCCCUGGCCCUACAGAGCUACCCGCGCCCAGGCACCCCGGCGCCCGUGGUCUUCGUGUCCGCCGAGCAGGGCGGGCCUGCCAAGGGGCUGGGGUCCGAGCGGCGGGCGGGCGGCGGGGACUGCAGCCGGGUAGCGGAGGCGGUGGCCCAUUUUGAGGCCCAGAGAGACAGUCCUCCCGCCAAGGGCCUCCGCAAAGAGGAGCGGCCGGGGCCAGGCCCUGGCGAGGUGCGGAUAGCCUUCCGGAUCUCCAAUGGCCGGGAGCCUCGAGCCCCCGAUGGCGGCGUGCCCAGUGGGAGUGGGGGCCGGCCGGGCUGUGCCUACCCUGGCAGUCCAGGGCCUGGGACCCGAGCCAAGGACAAGAUCACCUGCGACCUGUACCAGCUCAUCAGCCCUUCCCGGGACGCCCUCCCCAGCAACGUGGAGUUCCUGCUCGCCAGGGCCGAUGAGGCCAGCAGCGAGGGCGAGGCCCCGGCCCAGCCCAGGCCGGAGGACACUCCCCCGGCACCCCCUCCUCCCCCUGCCCGGGACUGCGGGGCCUCAGGCUUCCACGUGGAUGUGGUGGUGACCGGCGUGGUGGACGAGUGCAUCUUCUUUGGCAAGGACGGCACCAAAAACGUGAAGGAGGAGACCGUGUGCCUGACGGUCAGCCCCGAGGAGCCGCCCCCACCCGGCCAGCUCUUCUUCCUCCAGUCCCGGGGGCCUGACGGGCCUCCCGACCCCCCUCCCGCUGACUCGCCGGCAGUGGCGCCGGGCCCAGAUGACGCCGAGGCGCCGGCGGACACGUCCCUGUGCCGCCUGUACCGGCACGUGUCGCACGACUUCCUGGAGAUCCGCUUCAAGAUCCAGCGGCUGCUGGAGCCGCGGCAGUACAUGCUGCUGCUGCCCGAGCACGUGCUGGUCAAGAUCUUCAGCUUCCUGCCCACUCGCGCCCUGGCGGCCCUCAAGUGCACCUGCCACCACUUCAAGGGCGUCAUCGAGGCGUUCGGUGUGCGCGCCACGGACUCGCGCUGGAGCCGAGACCCCCUCUACCGCGACGACCCUUGCAAGCAGUGCCGCAAGAGGUACGAGAAGGGCGACGUGUCGCUCUGCCGCUGGCACCCCAAGCCCUACCACCACGACCUGCCUUACGGACGUUCCUACUGGAUGUGCUGCCGCCGGGCUGAUCGCGAGACGCCGGGCUGCCGCCUGGGUCUUCACGAUAACAACUGGGUGCUGCCCUGCCACGGGCCUGGCGGGGGCGGGGGCCGGGCCGGGCGUGAGGAGGGGAGGUGA